GUUCCGGCCUUGGGUGGGUGGGGAAUGGUGUCGCUUAGCAGCCGCCGCCGCGUUAUCUUGCUCGCUACCAGUUGGCGGGACCUAAAGUCCUCGUGGGACGGCGAAAAGGAGCCACCACGGGCCGCGGCGGGGCCCGUCGUGGUGGGUGCGGUGGAUGAGGAACUAUACCUGGUUGCCAAGCUUGGUCUAGGUAGUGGAGCACAGUAAAAGGAUUCAAGAUGUCACCUAAUAUAAACUGGAAAGAAAUAAUAAAAAUUGACCCAGAUGACCUGCCUCGUCAAGAAGAACUGGCAGACAAUUUAUUGAUUUCCUUAUCCAAGGUUGAAGUAAAUGACCUAAAAAAUGAAAAUCAAGAAAAUGUGAUACAUCUUUUCAGAAUUACUCAAUCAUUAAUGAAGAUGAAAGCUCAAGAAGUAGAGUUAGCUUUGGAAGAAGUUGAAAAAGCUGGAGAAGAACAAGCAAAAUUUGAAAAUCAAUUAAAAACAAAAGUAAUGAAACUGGAAAAUGAAUUGGAGAUGGCUCAGCAGUCUGCAGGUGGACGGGACACUCGAUUUUUACGUGAUGAAAUUCGCCAACUUGAAAAACAAUUGGAACAAAAAGAUAGGGAAUUGGAGGACAUGGAAAAGGAAUUGGAAAAAGAGAAGAAAGUUAAUGAACAAUUGGCUCUUCGAAAUGAGGAGGCAGAAAACGAAAACAGCAAAUUAAGAAGAGAGAAUGAACAGCUUCGUCAGGAUAUUAUUGACUACCAGAAACAAAUAGAUUCACAAAAAGAAUCACUUUUAUCAAGAAGAGGAGAAGACAGUGACUAUCGAUCACAGUUGUCUAAAAAGAACUAUGAACUUGUCCAAUAUCUGGAUGAAAUUCAGACUUUAACAGAAGCUAAUGAGAAAAUUGAAGUUCAGAAUCAAGAAAUGAGAAAAAACCUAGAAGAGUCUGUACAGGAAAUGGAAAAGAUGACCGACGAAUAUAACAGAAUGAAAGCUAUUGUUCAUCAGACUGAUAAUAUAAUGGACCAGUUAAAAAAAGAAAAUGAUCAUUAUAGACUUCAAGUGAAGGAACUUACAGAUCUUCUGAAAGCAAAAAAUGAAGAAGAUGAUCCAAUCAUGGUAGCUGUCAAUGCAAAAGUAGAAGAAUGGAAGUUAAUAUUGUCUUCUAAAGAUGAUGAAAUAAUUGAAUAUCAGCAAAUGUUACAUAAUCUGAAGGAAAAACUUAAAAAUGCCCAGCUUGAUGCUGAUAAAAGUAAUAUUAUGGCUCUACAACAGGGUAUACAGGACCGAGAUAGUCAAAUUAAGAUGCUCACUGAACAAGUAGAACAAUAUACAAAAGAAAUGGAGAAAAAUACUUUUAUUAUUGAAGAUUUGAGAAAUGAGCUUCAAAGAAACAAAGGUGCUUCAUCCCUUUCUCAACAGAAUCAUUUUAUGAAAAUUCAGUCAAAGGUACAAAUUUUAGAAGAGAAAACUAAAGAGGCUGAGAGAACAGCUGAACUGGCUGAGGCUGAUGCUAGGGAAAAGGAUAAAGAAUUAGUUGAGACUCUGAAACGGUUAAAAGAUUAUGAAUCGGGAGUAUAUGGUUUAGAAGAUGCUGUUGUUGAAAUAAAGAAUUGUAAAAACCAAAUUAAAAUAAGAGAUAGAGAGAUUGAAGAAUUGACAAAGGAAAUCAAUAAACUUGAGUUGAAGAUCAAUGAUUUCCUUGAUGAAAAUGAGGAGCUUAGAGAGCGUGUGGGUCUUGAACCAAAGACAAUGAUUGAUUUAACUGAAUUUAGAAAUAGUAAACGCUUAAAACAGCAGCAGUACAGAGCUGAAAACCAGAUUCUUUUGAAAGAGAUUGAAAGUUUAGAGGAAGAACGACUCAAUCUGAAAAAAAAAAUUCGUCAGAUGGCUCAAGAAAGAGGAAAAAGAAGUGCAAUUUCAGAAUUAACCAUUGAGGACCUGAACCGAACUGAAGACCUUUCUCAAGGAGAUAGCAUAGGGGAAAGAAAACUGAAUUUUGUAAGCCUCAAAAAUAUGAGUGAAACACAAUCAAAGAAUGAAUUUCUUUCAAGAGAACUAAUUGAAAAGGAAAGAGAUUUAGAAAGAAGUAAGACUGUAAUAAAUAAAUUUCAGAAUAAAUUGAAAGAAUUAGCUGAAGAAAAUAAGCAACUUGAAGAAGGUAUGAAGGAAAUAUUGCAAGCUAUUAAGGAAAUGCAGAAGGAUCCUGACAUUAAAGGAAGAGAAACAUCUCUAAUUAUCCCCAGUCUUGAAAGACUAGUAAAUGCUAUAGAAUCAAAGAGUGCAGAAGGAAUCUUUGAUGCCAGUCUGCAUUUGAAAGCCCAAGUUGAUCAGCUUACUGGAAGAAAUGAAGAAUUAAGACAGGAGCUCAAGGAAUCUCGGAAGGAGGCUAUAAAUUAUUCGCAGCAAUUAGCAAAAGCAAAUUUAAAGAUAGAUCAUCUUGAGAAAGAGAUCACUCUUCUACGACAAUCAGAAGGAUCAAAUGUUGUUUUUAAAGGAGUAGAUUUACCUGAAGGGAUAACACCAUCUAGUGCCAAUAUCAUUAAUUGUCAGAAUGAAUAUUUAAUACAUCUUCUUCAGGAACUAGAAAUUAAAGAAAAAAAGUUGAAGAAUUUAGAGGAAUCUCUUGAAGACUAUAACAGAAAAUUUGCAGUACUUCGUCAUCAGCAAAGUCUAUUAUAUAAAGAAUAUUUAAGUGAAAAGGAGACCUGGAAAACAGAAUCUGAAACAAUCAAAGAGGAAAAGAAAAAGCUUGAGGAUCAAAUCCAACAAGAUGCUAUAAAAGUAAAAGAAUAUAAUAAUUUGCUCAAUGCUCUUCAGAUGGAUUCAGAUGAAAUGAGAAAAACACUUUCAGAAAAUAGCAGAAGAAUCACUGUUUUGCAAGUGAAUGAAAAGUCACUUAUAAGGAGAUAUACAACUUUAGUAGAAAUGGAACGACAACUUAGAAAGGAAAAUGGGAAACAAAAGAAUGACUUGAUGUCAAUGGAGGCUGAAGUUUGUGAAAAAAUUGGAUGUUUGCAGAGAUUUAAGGAAAUGGCCAUUUUUAAGAUUGCAGCUCUCCAAAAAAUUAUAGAUAAUAGUGUCUCAUUGUCUGAAUUAGACCUGGCCAAUAAACAAUACAAUGAACUGACUGCAAAGUACAGGGAUAUCUUGCAAAAAGAUAAUAUGCUUGUUCAAAGAACAAGUAACUUGGAAUACCUAGAGUGUGAAAAUGUAUCCUUAAAAGAGCAAAUGGAGUCUAUAAAUAAAGAACUGGAGAUUACCAAGGAAAAACUUCACACUGUUGAACAAGCCUGGGAACAAGAGACUAAAUUAGGGAAUGAAUCUAACCUGGAUAAGGCAAAGAAGUCAAUAACCAACAGUGACAUUGUUUCUAUUUCAAAAAAAAUCACUAUGUUGGAAAUGAAGGAAUUAAAUGAAAGGCAGCGGGCUGAACAUUGUCAAAAAAUGUAUGAACACAUAAGGACUUCAUUAAAGCAAAUGGAAGAACGAAAUUUUGAAUUGGAAACCAAAUUUGCUGAGCUUACCAAAAUCAACUUGGAUGCACAGAAGGUGGAACAGAUGCUAAGAGAUGAGUUAGCUGAUAGUGUGAGCAAGGCAGUAAGUGAUGCUGAUAGGCAACGGAUUCUAGAAUUAGAAAAGAAAGAAAUGGAGCUAAAAGUUGAAGUGUCAAAACUGAGAGAAAUUUCUGAUAUUGCUAAAAGACAAGUUGAAAUCUUAAAUGCUCAACAACAGUCCAGGGAAAAAGAAGUAGAAUCACUCAGAACGCAGCUGGUAGAGUAUCAGGCUCAAUCUGAUGAAAAGGCACUAAUUGCUAAGUUACACCAACAUCUUGUCUCUCUUCAAAUUAGUGAAGCCACUGCUCUUGGUAAGUUGGAGUCAGUUACAUCUAAACUACAGAAGAUGGAAACCUAUAAUUUACGCUUAGAACAGAAACUGGAUGAAAAAGAACAGACCCUCUAUUAUGCUCGUUUGGAGGGGAGAAACAGAGCAAAACAUUUGCGCCAAACAAUUCAGUCUCUACGCAGGCAAUUUAGUGGAGCUUUACCCUUGGCGCAACAGGAAAAGUUCUCUAAAACAAUGAUCCAGCUUCAAAAUGACAAACUGAAGAUAAUGGAAGAAAUGAAAAAUUCUCAGCAAGAACAUAGAAAUAUGGAGAAUAAAGCAUUGGAGAUGGAAUUAAAGUUACGGGGCCUAGAAGAGUUAAUAAGCACUUUAAAAGAUGCCAGGGGAGCCCAAAAGGUAAUCAAUUGGCAUAUGAAAAUAGAAGAACAUCGUCUUCAAGAGCUUAAACUAAAUCGAGAAUUAGUCAAAGAUAAAGAAGAAAUAAAAUACUUGAAUAAUAUAAUAUCUGAAUAUGAGCAUACAAUCAGCAGUCUGGAGGAAGAAAUUGUUCAGCAGAACAAGUUUCAUGAAGAAAGACAGAUGGCCUGGGAUCAAAGAGAAGUUGAGCUGGAACGUCAACUAGAUAUUUUUGAACGUCAGCAAAAUGAAAUCCUAAAUGCAGCACAAAAGUUUGAAGAAGCUACAGGAUCAAUGCCAGAUCCUAGUUUGCCUCUUCCAAAUCAACUUGAGAUUGCUCUAAGAAAACUUAAGGAGAAUAUUCGAAUAAUCCUAGAAACACAGGCAACCUGCAAAUCACUGGAAGAGAAGCUAAAAGAAAAAGAAUCUGCUUUACAAUUAGCAGAGCAAAAUAUUCUGUCAAGAGACAAAGUAAUCAAUGAAUUGAGGCUCCGACUGCCUGCCACUGCAGAACGAGAAAAACUUUUGUCUGAGUUAGGCAAAAAAGACAUGGAACCAAAAUCGCAUUAUACGAUGAAAAUUGCACAUCAAACCAUUGCAAACAUGCAAGCAAGGUUAAAUCAAAAGGAAGAAGUAUUAAAGAAAUAUCAACAUCUUCUAGAAAAAGCCAGAGAGGAGCAAAGAGAAAUUGUUAAGAAGCAUGAGGAAGACCUUCAUAUUCUUCAUCAUAAAUUAGAACUACAAGCUGAUAGUUCACUAAGUAAAUUCAAGCAAACAGCAUGGGAUUUAAUAAAACAAUCUCCUACUCCAGUUCCUACCAAUAAGCAUUUUAUUCGUCUGGCUGAGAUGGAACAGACAGUAGCAGAACAAGAUGACUCUCUGUCCUCACUUAUGAUGAAACUAAAGAAAGUAUCACAAGAUUUAGAGAGACAAAAAGAAAUCACUGAUUUAAAAAUCAAAGAAUUUGAAAAAGUCAAAUUACGACUCCAAGAAAACCAUGCAGUUGAAGUGAAAAAAGUGAAAGCAGAAGUAGAGGAUUUAAGGUGUCUUCUGGCCCAGUCACAAAAGGAGUUGCAGAGUUUAAAGUCUGAACUUGAGGCUCAAAAAGAAGCAAAUUCAAGAGCUCCAACAACUACAAUGAAAAAUCUAGUAGAACGGCUAAAGAGUCAAUUAGCCUUGAAAGAAAAACAGCAAAAAGCACUUAGUCGAGCUCUUUUGGAACUCAGGGCAGAAAUGACAGCAGCAGCUGAAGAACGUAUUAUUUCUGUAACUUCUCAGAAAGAAGCAAAUCUUAAUGUUCAACAGAUUGUUGAUCGACAUACAAGAGAGCUAAAGUCACAAAUUGAAGAUUUAAAUGAAAACCUUUUAAAAUUAAAGGAAGCUCUUAAAACAAGUAAAAGCAGAGAAAACUCACUAAGUGAUAAUUUGAAUAUUUUAAAUAAUGAACUGCAAAAACACCAAAAAGCCUAUAAUAAAAUACUUAGAGAGAAAGAUGGAAUUGAUCAAGAAAAUGAUGAACUUAAAAGGCAAAUUAAAAGACUAACCAGUGGAUUACAGAGCAAACCUCUGAUGGACAAUAAACAAAGUUUAAUUGAAGAACUUCAAAAGAAAGUUAAAAAAUUAGAAAGCCAACUAGAAAGAAGAGUAGAUGAGGUGGAUUUAAAACCUGUGAAAGAAAAGAGUGCUAGAGAAGAAUUAAUUCGGUGGGAAGAAGGCAAAAAAUGGCAAACCAAAAUAGAAGGAAUUCGAAACAAGUUAAAAGAGAAGGAGAGAGAAGUCUAUACCAUCACCAAACAGCUGAAUACUUUGAAGGAUCUUUUUGCCAAAGCUGACAAAGAGAAACUUACUUUGCAGAAGAAACUAAAAACAACUGGCAUGACUGUUGAUCAAGUUAUGGGAGUUCGAGCUUUGGAAUCAGAAAAAGAGUUGGAAGAAUUAAAAAAGCGAAAUCUUGACUUAGAAAAUGACAUAUUAUAUAUGAGGACCCAUCAAGCUCUUCCUCGAGAUUCUGUUGUAGAAGACUUACGUUUACAAAAUAAAUACCUUCAAGAAAAACUUCAUGCUUUAGAACAACAACUUUCAAAGCAGGAAUAUUCUAAGCCUUCAAAUCUGGUAUGUGACACAACUAUGUAUUCUACCCUUAGUAGUGUUAAUAAAUACAGACGUAAUACUUUUCACAAAAGAACACUUUGUUCAGGAACAAGGAAAAAAAAAACCCUAAGAUUUAAAAAUAGAGAAUAAAUUCCAGAAACAGUUACAUCAUCGUUAAUACCCUAUGGUGUUAAUUAAAGAAACACAAAGUAAAAAUGUUGUAGCUCCUAUUAAGUUAAAUCAGAAGCAGUAUCAAACACAUCAGGUCCAUUUAGGUCAACUAAUGAUAACCUGAGAGAUUUUGACUCAAAUUUUGAGUCUGCAUCAGAUCCUAAAGUUGAGAAAGUUGAUCAAAAAUAUUUUGAAAAUGGUAGGCAGGAACAUAAAAAGGAGAAAGAGAAUGAGAUAGGUAAAAAUGAGGGUGAAAAAAAAGGACCACACAGCUAAAGAUGUGGUUCACAACUAUGCAGAUCCCAGAGAAUCUACUAUCUAGGACCAUAAUCAUUCCAUAGUUGCUGAUACAGUGAAUCAUUGUGCUGUGGAUGGUGCACAUACAAAUCAUGAAACUGGUCUCAUCAAUUCAGCCAAGAAAUGAAUGUCCCUGGUAAAAUUUUCACAUUCCUUUAUUUCUUUGUUAGCUGAAUUUUCUUAGGCCAAUUCUAAAAAACAUAUAGUUCCAAUGGGAUAAAAUCUGUAGCAUUUGUAAAAAAACAAACAAAAAAAACCCAGGAACUAUUAAUAAACUUUGCCUUAAGCCCUAAUUUUAACUGAUUAUUAACAAAAUUAGUGGUUUUGCAUUUCCUAAUUCAGUUUAGAACUUACUGAAUAGUAGUAGAAGGAAGGCACUCUAUAUGUGUUAGUAUUGCCUUAGAUAUUUCUAAUUCAGACAGCUGUUUGCAAGUAAAAGCUCACUACAGUGAAUAUCAGGAAUAUUUUGUUGCAAUGAUAUAUAGCAAGUUCACUUAGUGAUCUUUUUGCCAUGGAUGGUAAUAUACUUUUUAAUAAUGAGAAAAGGGAGCUUUCAUGUGUUGUCUGUGUUGUUUUAGGCUCUGUACCUAAGUAUAUUUCUCAACAUAUUUUGCAAAAUAUUGUUCAUAUUUUACAUAGGAGGCUUAAAGAAUAAGUAUCUCUAGUGACCCUGUAGAAACAGAAUCAGGCUUUAAAUUCAAUCUAAUUCUAGUUCCUGAACUUUUGUAUAUAUACUACUUUGGGUCCAUUUAUAUUGAAGUACAGAAUUAAGACAAGCUUGUUUCCAGUUCAAAUAACAUGUAGCCUUUUUUCUUUAUCCUUUCUACCUCUGAUGUUCCAGUCAUGCCUAACCAUCAACUAAUAUUACACAUCUAGGAGAAAAUAGAUGAAAGUGAUUUAAUUCUUAUUUUAUUUCUUUAUCCAGGUUCAUAAAUUUUUUUCUUUAACUUCAUAAUUAAUGAGAAAAUUUGAGAUGCCUAGUAUGUAUUAUCUAAUUUCCAUCCACUAAGGAUUUGAUAUUAAGCAAUUUAUGACUUUUAGUGGGAUCAUUCUUCAAUAAAACACGUGGGAAGUCCUAUGAAGUUCAUCAUACAAGAAAUCCAUUUAUAUUAUCAUAAAUAGAAAGUUUUAUUAGAAUUUAUUUUCCAAAGAUUAGGAGAAUAUGAUCUAAUAUCUUGUUUUAUUUUCUGAGGAUAGAAAGAAAAAGUGAUUCACAUUCACUUAUAGUAAUUGCAUUCAUAUUUUAGUGAGAAAUAUGUUUAGAAACUAUUCUCAUGUAAAAUCUUCAUCACAUAGAAUUCUUCUCUUCUGUGAGAUUUAAUAUUUUUUAUUUAUCAAUCAGUGGUACUUAUAGGUGAUUUAGCAUUCAUAGAUUCAGAUAGCUACCACAGACACAAGAGACAAAGAUAGGGAAACAGAACAGCUUAGAGACAAAGAAUUAAAUAUUCCCAUGUCUGAAGUGAACUUAAAAGAUAUCUUCUCUAGUGCCUUUAUUCAUAAGAUUCAAAAACUUGAUAGUCUUGUAAUUGGUAGGAUUUACUUUAUGUUAACUUACUCACACUGAAUUAGAAUAUAUGCCUGGGUAGUCUGAAUAAGUGGGAAUAUGUUACUGUGGUUUAUAGGCAUCUUCUUUUUCUUGCUAAUAUGUGCCUAUGCAUACUCAUUCCCUUAAUCUGGUGAACACAUGCAGUCUUCCUGCCAGUGUUCUGCUAUAUGCCUCAUCAGAAUCAGACAUCUGUCCAAAAUUUCUUUACUUUUCCAUUUCCUGUAUUGUGAUUUCUUUACUUUUACUGUGUUUUACCUUAGAAAAUACAUUUAUGGAGUUCCUUUACUUUCUAACAAAAGUAACAAGUAUAAUGUAGAUUUCAAUAAUUAAAUCACUAUUAAUAGAACCAUGUAUAACAUGUAGAUUUAUUGAUAUAUUUUAAGAAGUAUAAUAUCCAUGGAAUUAUUGACUUUAUUGAACCCAAUUGAAGCGUUUAAACCAAUAGAUGGAGAAAGUUUAAGGAAAAAGUACUAAAGCCAUGCCCUGCACUUUCACAAAAUUAUUUUAUAUGAUGCUGUAACAGUUCUAUGAAGUAGGAGGUAAUCAACCCAGUUUAUAGAAAGAAUAAUCAAGCACAGUUUUCUCUUUCAAAUACCUUACAGUUUAGCCUGAGAAAUAAAAGUGAACAUAAAAAAUAACCAAGGUAGAUUCUUGCCAAAAGAAAUGCAAAUGUAGUAUUAAUGCAUUUCAGAGAGGGAGUAAUUACCUCAAGGAAUACAGAAAUGGUUUCUAAUUGAGGCACUUCUUUUUUAGAUUAGAGUGCAUAGUUUGGGCUGCCAUUACUGAAUAAACUAUAUUUGCCCACCAUAGGCACACAUUCCACAUCUGAAGAUUCAACCAACCAUGAAUCAGAAAUAUUCAGGAAAAAAAUCGUGUAUGUACUGAAUAUGUACAGACCUUCCUUUUCAUGUCAUUAUUCCCUAAGCAAUAUAUUGUAAUUAACUACUUACACUGUAUUAAGUGUUGUAAAUAAUCUAGAGGUGAUUUAACAUAUAUAGGAGGAUGUGUGUUAUAUGCAUAUUUGCUAUUUUAUUUAAGGGACUUGACCAUCCACAGAUUUUAGUAUCCUUUGGGGGAAGGUGGGAUUGUCCUGAAAUUGAUCUCCAGGGGAGACUAAGGGAUAUCUGUACUACAGAUUCUGUGGCUCAAACAACAGAAAUUUAUGGUCUAACAAUUCUGGAAGAUAGAUGUUCAAAUAUCAAGGUGUGGGCAGGGUUGGUUCUUUCUGAAGUCUUUACAGGAAAGAUCUAUUCUAAGUCUUGGCUUGUAACUGGCCCUCUUCUCUCUAUGUCCUCAGAUGCCCUUUCCUCUAUGCAUCUCUGGGUCCAAAUUCCCAAACUUCCCCUUUUGAUAAGGAUACCAGUCAUACUGGAUUAGGGUCUACCCUAGUUAUGGCAUUUUAAUUUAAUUACUUCUGCAAAGACCCUGUCUCCAAAUAGGUUGCAUUCUGAAGGUGCUAUGAGUUAAAAUUUAACAUACAAUUUGGGGAGUGGAGGGAUAUAAUAUUACUGUAUAACAAUUAUACAACCUUUAUUUUGCAGUAACAAAACCAGCAUAAACUACUUAACUAUUAUGAGAGUAUAUAUGAAAACAUUAUACAUAUGAAGGUUUCUAUUUUAAAUAAAAGGAAACUAUAUUACUUUUUAUCUGUAAGUUUUAUAUUCCAACUUAAUUAUCUUUUCUUUAGGGCUCUCCAAUUUUUUUCACAUUCUCUUGA
Molecule: messenger RNA, 10051 nt
Organism: Marmota monax (woodchuck)
Lineage: Eukaryota; Metazoa; Chordata; Mammalia; Rodentia; Sciuridae
Product: centrosomal protein of 290 kDa
Exons: 44
Coding region: 219-6470 (2083 amino acids)
Biological process (GO): camera-type eye development; kidney development
Source: RefSeq, a predicted model, not a curated record